Molecule: messenger RNA, 2893 nt
Organism: Vigna umbellata (rice bean)
Lineage: Eukaryota; Viridiplantae; Streptophyta; Magnoliopsida; Fabales; Fabaceae
Biological process (GO): reciprocal meiotic recombination
Source: RefSeq, a predicted model, not a curated record
GGGACACGUGAAGCAUCUCGUUUCUCUCUUUAGUGUGCGCAAAACGCUGUGCCUGCAGCUGCUCCUGUUCCUGCUCUGCUUAACUUUGGCACUUACCAUCUCAACAAACAUUUCUUCUCUCUUCUUCUAUUUGCUCCUCACAUUAAUGCUUUUGCAUUCCAACCAAUCAUUUUCCUCUGUACAUAUAUAACCCAUCGCUUUCUCUCUCAGUUCAUUCAUUGCUGUAAAACUGCGAGGUCAUGCUAGUCCCCGCAACUUCUACCAGCGGUUCCGCGCGAUUCUUGAUCGCCAAACCUUCUUCCAUCGGCGACUAACUGCAAUGCGCCGCUCAUCGCUUCGUCCAUGGCUUUCUCCGUUUCACUUCGCCCUACCACUUCUCCAUCUCACUCACAGCUGUUUUGCUCUGUUAGGUUCAAUAGUAGGCGUCGUGGUAAUCGAUUAGGUUUCGAGUCGGACGGCGGGAGAAGAUGUCGUCGUUUACGGAACAGUGUUGGUGUUCGCGUUAGGUCGGUGUUGAACGAUAAUAGGCCUAGCGUGAACGAUUAUGGAGCGGCGGAGUCUGCUAGGGUUUUGUUCGAGAGGUUGUUCGACCCGACGCAGAGCCGGUUUAGCGGAGAGGAGCCGGAUCUUCGGAUUCUGGAGUCGGAUCUCGAGGCGGCGCUGGCGGCGCUGAAGAAGAAGGAGGAUCACUUGAUGGAAGCGGAGCGGACGGUGUUGUUGGAGAAUAGUAAGUUGAAGCACACGAAGGAGGAGUUGGAGCGGCAAGAGAGUGAGAUUGAGGCUGCUAAGGUUAGGUAUGAGAAGCUCCUGGAGGAGAUGAAAGACACUACUGAUAAAUUGGUUGCUCAGGCGAGCCAGGUUGAGGAGCUGAAGCUUAAGGUUAGAGAUCGGGAUCACGAGAUUGACGCGGUUCAGUAUAGUUUGAGGUUGAAAGAGGAGGAAGUGGAGAAAAUGAGGGUUGAACUGGAGGUGAAGAGUCAGGAGGCAGCAGUUCUUGGCUCUGAGCUUAGAGAGAAAGGGAAGCUUUUGGAUGAAGCUAAUGAAAUUAUGAAUAAACAGAGGGCUGAGCUUGAGGAGUUGAAGAAAGGGGUUGGAGAGAAGGAGGAGGAGAUUGAGGUCAUUCUGGAGCAGAGGGAGGUUGAGAGGGAGAAACUGAAGGUUGCUGAGGCCAAUUUAGAGAAGCAGGCAAUGGAUUGGUUGUUGGCGCAGGAGGAGCUUAAGAGGCUGGGAGAGGAUGCUGCCAGGCACGCUGAGGAGAGUAAUCAAACUUUGGAUGAUUUCAGAAGGGUGAAGAAGCUUCUGAAUGAUGUGAGGUCUGAAUUGGUUUCUUCUCAGCAAGCGUUGGCAUCUUCUAGAAGCAAAAUGGAAGAGCAAGAGCGGUUGUUGGAACAGCAGCUGUUUGAGCUUUCCGAGCAGAGGGCAAGUGUUAUGUCAUACAUGGAAAAUCUAAAGAAUGCACAGACAGAAGUGGAGAGUGAAAGAACAAAACUCAGGGUUGCUGAGGCUAGGAACAAAGAGCUUGAACGAGAUCUGAAGAUGGAAAAGGAGCUUAUUAAUGGGUUAGAGGAGGAGUUGAAGAAAGAGAGAACUUCUUUAGCACAGGCAGUCACGGAAAUGGAUUUGCUCCAACAGGAACUGGGGAAAAAAAGUGCUGAAUUUAGAGAAACAAGUGCCGUUCUUCAGGUCAAAGAAUCAGAGCUCGUUGAUGCUAAACUAGAAAUCCAGCGUUUGAAAUCUGAGAAAGCUUCCCUUCAGGGUAUUUUGGAGGAGAAAGACGUGGAGCUUUCCAAUGCUAGAAACAUGAUGGUGGAAGCUAACCAGGAAAUAUCUGAUCUUAAGAUGCUUAUGAACAACAAAGAAACCCAGCUUAUUGAAGCAACCAAUAUGCUAAGGGAGAAAGAUGAGCAUGUGAAGAAAAUCCAGAGCGAGUUGAAUGAUACAAAUCAGAAGGCUUUCGAAGCUGAAACAGUGGUUGAAAGAAUUUUAGAUCUUACAAACAAACUGGUUACUUCGAUUAAGGAUGAAGACACGAACUCAUCGAGCCCACUGCUAGAUGGAAUGGGUAAUCAACUACUUGAGAGACUAUCGGAGGAACCUGCUAUUGAAAUGAGAUGGCAACAAAAAAGACUUGAGAAAGAGCUUGAGUUGGCCAAGGAAAACUUAAAAAAAAAGGAGAUGGAGGUUCUUGCUGCACAGAGAGCUCUAACAAUAAAAGAUGGGGAGCUGAAAAUGACUCUUUCAAGAUUGGAUGCAAAAGAGGAAGAGUUGAAAAAAGUAAGGGAAGAGGUGACAGAAGAUUCCAAUGAUCUGAAAAGGCUGUAUGCUUUGGCACAGGAGAAAAUUGGUGAGGUAAGCUUAGGAGAUUUGGCAAUUGAGAAACUUCAGCUUGAGGCAGCUCAGCUUGAAGUUGAAGCUGCCACCAAUGCACUGGAAAAGCUUGCCGAAAUGAGUAGUGAACUUGUGAAUAAGGCAAUCCUGAGUGUUGAAGCUGAUAACUGUAUCAGUCUUGUGCCAAUUGAUGACAAAGCCUCCAAUUCGAUCCCAGAUACCAGUAAAUCUGACUGUUUCUCUGAGGUGAAAGCAGGAGUGGCUCGACUCUCAGCUUUGUCUGAGCAGCUUGUGAUGGAGGCAGGUAUUGCUCCUGCAAACUAAGGAAAUGAAGAAGGUUCUGAAGAUGUCUUAUUUAGAUAUCGGUGACCAAAGCCAAAGUUAACUUGUCUUUCGGGGUGUGAUAAAAAAUAUUCCCUUAGUUUGCAACUUAUGUACUAUGUACAGAUAGCGACCACGUCUGUUUUUGGUACUUCAAUCUUCAAUGAUUUUGUUUUUGUACAAGCCACAUUCAGAUUGUAUUUGUUUUAUAGACAAGAUAAAUACAAUGGAAAGAUUUUGUAUU